AGUCGUUUCAAAUUUAAAGCUUUAAAAGCGGUUCUGGCACGCGACACUCACUGUGCAAUAAACAGCGAUGUCUCCGAGAGAGUACCCUAAAGUAUGGAGUCGGUUCGAGAGGCAAGUGGAAGAUACUACGCUCAAGUUUGAGAUAGAAGAUAUACCAGAGUCUAUGUGGAGUACCGCCGUGGAGUUUAUGCUCGGUAACUACAUUAGAGAGGAUGUUUGGUGGGCCACCGCUGGCACGGCGCGCGACCUGGAGGCGGUGCAGGAGUACCGCGUGCUGCUGACGUCGAUCAUUAGGCAGAAAAUGUCACUGGCGUGCUUCCUCGCCGAGGGCGACGGCUCGGGACACACACUGGUCGCCGUCAAUAUGUGCCUACCACAGGAAAAGUCACGCUUCGUUGACCACAACCCGCCGAAAACGAAGGCCGGGUUGGUGUCGCUGCGCAUGUUCGCGGAGGCCAUGAAAGUGACAGCGAUUUAUGAUAAAUAUAAUGUGAAUGAAUAUCUCAUGGGGGCCGGCCUUUCCGUCGCUACCGAAUACAGAGGACUCGGGAUCGCUGUAGAAGUACUUAAAGCGAGGAUGCAACUGGCGAAGGAAUUAGGUUUUCGCGCCACUGGUGGAAUAUUCACAAGUGCUCCUUCUCAGAGAACGGCCGAGAAGGCAGAUAUGGAGUGUUUGUACCAGAUCCCAUACAAACAGUUCGGGAAGCAAUGCAAUAUCAAGUUCGACACCAAGACAGAAUACAUGAAGAUAUUUGGCGUUAGCACCUCGUGAGAUUCAUACUUCAUUCAUGUGUGUUUGUUUAUUGAAUAACAAUUCUAAAACCAUUUCGAAAUAUAAUAUUUUCUUAUA
Pectinophora gossypiella (pink bollworm) is the source of this 850-nucleotide messenger RNA. RefSeq lists its product as uncharacterized. Bases 68 to 772 code for a protein of 234 amino acids. The transcript is spliced from 4 exons. Gene Ontology annotation, molecular function: N-acetyltransferase activity. The record is from RefSeq and is a predicted model, not a curated record. Lineage: Eukaryota; Metazoa; Arthropoda; Insecta; Lepidoptera; Gelechiidae.